Messenger RNA from Penicillium lagena, 300 nucleotides. RefSeq lists its product as uncharacterized. Lineage: Eukaryota; Fungi; Ascomycota; Eurotiomycetes; Eurotiales; Aspergillaceae. The record is from RefSeq and is a predicted model, not a curated record. The transcript has a single exon. Bases 1 to 300 code for a protein of 99 amino acids.
AUGCGCAAAGGCUACGCCCUGAGCAGGAUCAUUGGCUGUGCCGACCUUUUCAGCGGCUGUUCUAGUGGCACGGGAACCUGCAGGACUCCGGUCAUAGGUGGACUCUCACGAAGGGGCGGUAAGGAGCGCGAUCGCCGCUGCACUGGUCUAGGGUGUGGCUGGUCGUUAGUCUGGCCAGUUGGUCAACUCACAUUCUUCUGCGGUAUAUUAUUGUCGUUCGUCUUCCGAACCGGUGGUAACUACGGUGUUCUUUCGUUCUGCCGACUCGGAGCCCGAGAUCAUCGCCCCCGCAGUGGCUGA